GCCAGUGCUCGACGCGUCGCGUCAGCUCCGUGAACUUGCAUGUCACUUCUUGUCUCCGUCCGGCGAUGUUGCCGUGCAACUCGCGACAGUCUUCGAGCAUGUAUUCGAGGUCAUGCAUUUCUUCCAGCUAGGUCCUAUAGCAACGUCCAAGCACAGCCGGGCUCAAAAGUUAUAUUCUCUGGCAUACAGCCGACAGGGAUACCGCAUCUAGGGAACUACCUCGGUGCACUCCUGAACUGGGUGAAUCUGCAGCGCAAUGCGCACCCGGACGACAGGCUGCUGUUCUCCAUCGUCGGGUGGCAUGCUCUGACUUUGCCGCAAGAUCCAAAACUGCUCAAGGCCGCUCGCAGAGAAAUGCUGGCAGUCCUCCUCGCCAUAGGCCUCGAUCCAGAGCGUUCCAUUAUCUUCUAUCAGGAAGAUAAUCCACAUCAUACCGAGUUAGCGUGGGUCUUCAAUUGCAUCACACCCAUGGGGAGGCUCCAGCGCAUGACUACAUGGAAGUCAAGGCUAGCGAUAUCACGCAAUGCGAGAGACGAGUCGGAGGUCGACGAAUCCCACCUGAAUGCAGGAUUGUUCACCUACCCCGUGCUGCAAGCCGCCGAUAUUCUUCUCUACAAGACUACGCAUGUGCCCGUAGGCGAGGAUCAGCAGCAGCACAUCGAGCUUUGCCGGGACAUCGCAGAUACAUUCAACCGCACGAGCAAACUAGCGCGCCCUUUCUUUCCGCUACCUGAGUGCAUGAUCAGUCCGACUCCAAGGGUGUUGUCGCUGAGGGAUCCGUCCUCCAAGAUGUCGAAGUCAGCGCCAGACGAGAAGUCGCGUAUCCUUCUGACGGACACGGCGGAACAAAUUAAAGUCAAGGUCCGCGGUGCGGUAACCGACACGCCUAUCGGUAUCACGUACGACCCGCAGAGCCGACCUGGCGCUGCGAAUCUUUUGACUAUCCUGGCUGCUUGUACUGGCGAGGAUGUCAUGAAGGUCGCGACGCGGUACCACGACAAGGGCCAUGGUCAGUUCAAGGCCGACGUGGCGGACGCGGUUGAGGAGAUGUUCAGGGGACCUCGCGCUGAGUUCGAACGAUUGAAAGGAGAAGGGGCAUAUCUCACAUCAAUUGCUGCUACCGGAGCAGAGAAAGCAAGGGCAUUAUCAGAAACAACCAUGAAAGAAGUACGGUCGAGGCUCGGAUUAGCUUAGGUAUGAUACUAAGCUGCUUUGUACAGGCUGUAGAGCGCUUUGCGCGUGUAGAGUCAGCGGGGCCGAAUACAUUGUUC
Molecule: messenger RNA, 1271 nt
Organism: Rhodofomes roseus
Lineage: Eukaryota; Fungi; Basidiomycota; Agaricomycetes; Polyporales; Fomitopsidaceae
Exons: 6
Coding region: 40-1194 (384 amino acids)
Biological process (GO): mitochondrial tryptophanyl-tRNA aminoacylation
Cellular component (GO): mitochondrion; mitochondrial matrix
Molecular function (GO): tryptophan-tRNA ligase activity; ATP binding
Source: RefSeq, a predicted model, not a curated record